Molecule: messenger RNA, 1761 nt
Organism: Helianthus annuus (common sunflower)
Lineage: Eukaryota; Viridiplantae; Streptophyta; Magnoliopsida; Asterales; Asteraceae
Product: IAA-amino acid hydrolase ILR1-like 4
Exons: 5
Coding region: 273-1592 (439 amino acids)
Biological process (GO): auxin metabolic process
Cellular component (GO): endoplasmic reticulum
Molecular function (GO): IAA-Ala conjugate hydrolase activity
Source: RefSeq, a predicted model, not a curated record
AUACCGACCUACACACCCCAUCACCAAUAAUCAUAACCACACCAAAAAAGCACGUGACACACGUGCUCGUCCACCAAAUACGCACGUGAGACUUCCAUAACUCACGUUCACGUGAACGAUUCGUCAUUCGUGACACUUCAUGAAGAUAUUUAUAGCCGUCACAAAAACCCCAAAUUCAACGACGAACUGACACCUCAGAAUCAACUAAUUCACCGAUUGAUUUCAAAAUUAACUCAACAGAUCUUCGAUUCAUAACAAAUAGUAUCGAAAUCAUGAGUUUAUUGAGCUCAAUUGUGCCAAUUUUCGUUGUUUUUUCGCUUUUUCAACAUCAAUUUAUACCUCAAAUUAGGGCUUUUGAUGUUUCGCAACAGUUUCUGCAAAUUGCUAAAUCAGAUGAGGUUUUUGAAUGGAUGAUUGGGAUUAGGAGGCGGAUACACGAGCAUCCGGAGCUAGGUUAUGAAGAAUUUGAGACCAGUAGACUUAUUAGAGACGAAUUGGAUAAAUUAGGGAUUCGUUAUGAGUUUCCGGUGGCGGUUACCGGUGUCGUAGGGUUUAUUGGCUCCGGUGAGCCGCCGUUUGUGGCGAUUAGGGCGGAUAUGGAUGCUCUUCUCAUGCAGGAAAUGGUGGAAUGGGAGCACAAGAGUAAAGUUCCUGGAAAGAUGCAUGCUUGUGGGCAUGAUGCGCAUGUCACUAUGCUUCUUGGAGCAGCCAAGAUUCUGAAAGACCAUAGCCAUCUUUUGAAGGGAACGGUGGUUCUGGUUUUCCAACCAGCCGAGGAAGGCGGUGGUGGGGCAAUACAGGUGGUAGAUAGUGGCGUUCUGGAGAACGUGAAAGCAAUAUUCGGUCUACACGUAUCUCCAGCUUUACCUUUAGGUCAAGUGUCUUCCAGAUCCGGUACUCUUUUAGCCGGUAGUGGUUUCUUUGAAGCUGUCAUAACCGGAAAAGGAGGUCAUGCAGCCAUUCCCCAACAUUCUAUUGACCCGAUUUUAGCAGCUUCAAAUGUUGUUGUUAGUUUGCAACAUCUCGUCUCACGAGAAGCCGAUCCUCUUGAUUCUCAGGUAGUUACAGUUGCUAAGUUUCAAGGCGGUGGAGCGUUUAAUGUUAUUCCGGAUUCAGUCACCAUUGGUGGUACCUUUCGAGCUUUUUCGAAAGAAAGUUUUAUGCAACUUAAGCAGCGAAUUGAGGAGGUUAUUAUAGGGCAAGCAACGGUACAAAGGUGUAAUGCAACUGUUGAAUUCUCUUCAAAAGACAAGCCGUUUUUCCCUGCAACAAUAAACGACAACAAAUUGCAUGAGUUCUUCCAAAAUGUUGCAGGGAACAUUCUCGGGCCUACUAACGUUAAAACAAUGCUGCCGUUAAUGGGGUCAGAGGAUUUUUCGGUUUACCAAGAGGUGAUACCUGGUUACUUCUACUUUCUUGGAAUGAAGGCUGAAUCAAACAAGAAACCCGCAUCGGUUCAUUCUCCGUUUUUUGAAGUUAAUGAAGAUAUACUUCCGUUUGGCGCUGCUAUGCAUGCAUCUCUGGUUGUUAAUUACCUCACUGAACUUCAAGGUUCAGAAACUCGAUCAGAAAAACACCAUGAUGAACUGUAAAGUCUUUCUUUUUUUUGAAUUUGAUAUAUCGCCUUUUUUCGGGACCAGUUUGGUCCAUGUGCCAUUGUUGUAUCAUUUGGCAUCAUAUGCAGAAAAUUUAUCUCAUCAACAAAUGAUAAGGAUACAUUAUGAUGAUUAUGGAAUUGGUUUAUAUUUGUUAUCUGGUGAA